CGUACCACAAGAUCAAUCUUGAUAUAUUAGCUGUCGCCGCCCAGAGUUGUGAUGGUCCAGGAGUUUCGCCUGUGCUCAUCACAGCCUCCUUGCGCCAGAACCUCCUGUUCCUGGGCCACCGCUUGUUGCCUGCACUAUUGGUAGAGUUGGUCUAUUGCUAGAGUUGGCCAUGCUUCUCACAUCAGUCCUCGGCUCGGCUGCCCUGCUUGCUAGCGGCGCUGCGGCACACGGCGCCGUGACCAGCUACAUCAUCGCCGGCAAGAAUUACCCGGGAUACCAAGGCUUUUCUCCUGCGAACUCGCCGAACGUCAUCCAAUGGCAAUGGCAUGACUACAACCCCGUCUUGUCGUGCAGCGACUCGAAGCUUCGCUGCAACGGCGGCACGUCGGCCACCCUGAACGCCACGGCCGCACCGGGCGACACCAUCACCGCCAUCUGGGCGCAGUGGACGCACAGCCAGGGCCCCAUCCUGGUGUGGAUGUACAAGUGCCCGGGCUCCUUCAGCUCCUGUGACGGCUCCGGCGCUGGCUGGUUCAAGAUCGACGAGGCCGGCUUCCACGGCGACGGCGUCAAGGUCUUCCUCGACACCGAGAACCCGUCCGGCUGGGACAUCGCCAAGCUCGUCGGCGGCAACAAGCAGUGGAGCAGCAAGGUCCCCGAGGGCCUCGCCCCCGGCAACUACCUCGUCCGCCACGAGUUGAUCGCCCUGCACCAGGCCAACAACCCGCAGUUCUACCCGGAGUGCGCCCAGGUCGUCAUCACCGGCUCCGGCACCGCGCAGCCGGAUGCCUCAUACAAGGCGGCUAUCCCCGGCUACUGCAACCAGAAUGACCCGAACAUCAAGGUGCCCAUCAACGACCACUCCAUCCCUCAGACCUACAAGAUUCCCGGCCCUCCCGUCUUCAAGGGCACCGCCAGCAAGAAGGCCCGGGACUUCACCGCCUGAAGUUGUUGAAUCGAUGGAGAACAGACAGCAGGAGCCUGAACCUCGAGCGAUUUUUGGAUAUGGAUAGUGCAUAAGGUUGUUGCAUCUUUCUUCCAGUCAAUGGCAUAGCAUGGCAAGGAGACGAUGUGCAUUUGCCAUUACCCCAAUCAUGCCUACAUAGGUAGUCUCAACAGUUACGUUUGCAUCGAUCUGCAGGUCUCGGCUGGCCGUGAUGCCUAACAAUGUUAUUGCCGCUGCCCAUUCA
This is a messenger RNA of Thermothielavioides terrestris NRRL 8126, 1190 nucleotides long. RefSeq names its product glycoside hydrolase family 61 protein. The coding region runs from base 170 to 946 and encodes 258 amino acids. Lineage: Eukaryota; Fungi; Ascomycota; Sordariomycetes; Sordariales; Chaetomiaceae. The transcript has 3 exons. The record is from RefSeq and is a predicted model, not a curated record.